This is a messenger RNA of Xenopus laevis (African clawed frog), 4014 nucleotides long. RefSeq names its product tousled like kinase 1 L homeolog (gene tlk1.L). NCBI's taxonomy places the organism in Eukaryota, Metazoa, Chordata, Amphibia, Anura, Pipidae. Gene Ontology annotation, cellular component: nucleus. Bases 170 to 2320 code for a protein of 716 amino acids. Gene Ontology annotation, molecular function: nucleotide binding; transferase activity; protein kinase activity. Gene Ontology annotation, biological process: intracellular signal transduction; chromosome segregation. The transcript is spliced from 21 exons. The record is from RefSeq and is a predicted model, not a curated record.
CACAGUCUCGCGAGAUGAGACUUGUGAGUCUGGAUGUGCAGGUCGGCAGGAGCCGAAGAGCUGGACAUUUAAAUGGCGUUGCGGGACGUUUAAACAGCGAUCCUGGACUGCGGGCUGUGUUGAGAAAACCGGGACUGUCCCGCGAAAAGCGGGACUGCUGGGCGGUGUCAUGGAUGAACUCCAUAGCUUGGACCCCAGGCGGCAGGAAUUGUUGGAGGCUAGAUUUACAGGGGGAGUAAGUGGCAGCACUGGAAGCACAGGGAGCUGCAGUGUUGGAGCAAAAGCAUCAAACAAUGAGAGCUCAAACCACAGUUUUGGAAGUCUGGGUUCUUUAAGUGAUAAAGAGUCAGAGACUCCAGAAAAAAAGCAGCCAGAUUCAAGAGGAAGAAAGAGGAAGGCAGAAAAUCAGAGUGAAAGCAGUCAAGGAAAAAACAGCGGGGGACGCAGCCAUAAAAUAAGUGAUUAUUUUGACUACCAAGCUGGAAAUGGUUCCAGUCCUGUAAGAGGCCUGCCUCCCUCAAUCCGGUCUCCUCAGAACUCACACUCACAUUCCACUCCUUCAUCCUCUGCUCGACAGAACAGCCCUUCCCCCACUGCAUUAGCUUUUGGAGAUCAUCUACUUAGCCAGACAAAACAGUUAUCAUAUAAACUAGUUCAGACGGAUCUUACAAUGCUGAAAUUAGCUACUCUAGAAAGUAAUAAAAACCAAGACCUGGAAAAAAAAGAAGGAAGAAUAGAUGAUUUGCUCAGGACGAACUGUGACCUUAGGCGACAAAUAGAUGAACAGCAAAAAAUUCUUGAAAAGUAUAAAGAGAGAUUAAACAAGUGCAUCUCAAUGAGCAAAAAACUUCUUAUUGAAAAGAGCACCCAGGAGAAGCUUGCAAGUAGAGAGAAGAGUAUGCAGGACAGAUUACGACUGGGACAUUUCACCACAGUCCGGCAUGGAGCCUCUUUUACUGAACAGUGGACAGAUGGCUUUGCUUUUCAAAACCUUGUCAAGCAACAGGAAUGGGUGAAUCAGCAAAGAGAAGAUAUUGAAAGACAAAGAAAACAACUGGCCAAGCGGAAGCCGCCAUCAUCAAACAGUUCUCAGACUCCCUCUGCCAACUCAGAACCAAAGCAGCGGAAAAACAAAGCUGUAAAUGGAGCUGAAAAUGACCCCUUUGUAAAACCAAGUUUACCACAGUUAUUAACUUUAGCGGAAUACCAUGAACAGGAAGAAAUUUUUAAGCUUCGGUUAGGUCAUUUAAAAAAGGAAGAAGCCGAAAUCCAGGCAGAGUUGGAAAGAUUAGAGAGGGUUCGAAAUCUUCAUAUACGGGAGCUUAAAAGAAUAAAUAAUGAAGAUAAUUCACAAUUUAAAGACCACCCUACACUGAAUGAACGGUAUUUAUUACUACAUCUACUAGGUCGAGGCGGCUUUAGUGAAGUGUACAAGGCUUUUGAUCUCUAUGAACAAAGAUAUGCUGCUGUGAAAAUACAUCAACUAAACAAGAGCUGGAGAGACGAAAAGAAAGAAAACUACCACAAGCAUGCCUGCAGAGAGUACAGAAUACACAAAGAACUGGAUCACCCCAGAAUAGUUAAACUUUACGAUUAUUUUUCCUUGGACACAGACACGUUUUGUACAGUGCUAGAAUACUGUGAAGGUAAUGACCUUGACUUCUACCUAAAGCAACAUAAGUUGAUGUCCGAAAAAGAAGCCAGGUCUAUUGUAAUGCAAAUAGUCAAUGCACUACGUUAUCUCAAUGAGAUCAAGCCUCCCAUCAUCCACUACGAUCUAAAGCCAGGAAAUAUUCUUCUUGUGGAUGGAACAGCUUGCGGAGAAAUAAAAAUCACCGACUUUGGUUUGUCCAAGAUAAUGGAUGAUGACAGCUAUGGUGUGGAUGGAAUGGACUUGACUUCUCAAGGAGCAGGGACAUACUGGUAUCUACCACCAGAGUGUUUUGUCGUGGGCAAGGAACCACCAAAAAUCUCCAAUAAAGUUGAUGUGUGGUCUGUAGGAGUCAUCUUUUUCCAGUGUCUCUACGGCAGAAAGCCGUUUGGCCACAAUCAAUCUCAACAGGAUAUCUUGCAGGAAAAUACAAUAUUAAAAGCCACAGAAGUACAGUUUCCAGUGAAGCCUGUUGUAACCAAUGAAGCCAAGGCCUUUAUUAGACGAUGCUUAGCAUACCGCAAGGAGGACAGGUUUGAUGUCCACCAACUGGCUAACGAUGCGUAUCUUCUCCCGCAUAUGAGAAGAUCCAACUCUUCAGGAAACCUACAUAUGUCUGGGCUCGUGGCCUCUCCAACAACCCCUACAUCAAGCAUCAUUUCAUACUGAUAUUCACACCAAGGCUGGCAUGAUUAUUCGUUACAUAGCUUUCCGGCGCAGCAUUUUUUUGCUUGACGAUAAAGGAAAACCAAGAAGGAGUUUGAAGAUAAUUGUGUGUUUUGGGGGGCAGAUUUUUUUUUUCUCUGUAGUGUUAUUAAUAUGGCAAGAGCGAAUGAGACUGUGAAUAAAUUUACCAUUUGACUGUAAUGUGAUUUGGCAUUGGCCUCAAUUCAUUGUCCUACAAAGCCAUUUUCAAAGUAAUGAGGGACAAUGCUAAGGUUGUGUUCCUACACAAGUUUGGGGCCACUGUCAAGAUAUACAUGUUUGUUCCACCAACCACAUGCAUUCAAUAUGGACAGAAUUAAAUAUAAUGAGGGGAAAAAAAGCUUUCUCCAGAGAGGACAUUGUAUAUAAACUUUGUAAUACUGCAACACGAUUGGUUGAUACUGGAGAGUUUUAGCACGAAGGGCAUUUUUCAUUAUUUAAAAAAAAAAAAAAAGGAAUAAAAAUACACUUCUGAUUAUGGGCACAAGGCACCCGAGUGAUCGCAAACCCAUUUAUUUAAACCAAAGCUGAAUAUAAGAGGGAUUCAUACUUUAUGUUUGGAGUUUUAACAUAUUCCAUAAGAAUCCUUCACAUUUCACUGUGAUGUUUUUUUCCCCCUUUCAUUUGAAAUUGGCCACCCCCAUCCAAUUCCCACAAGUUCCUUUUAUGGAUCAUUCCACUUGAUACCUGUGAUUCAUUUGUUUUUCUCUCUCUCUCUCUUUGUUACAUUGCCAUAAAACACACAAGAGGUACCAAAACCUUCAAUAAAAUGUUCUAUGCAGGAUAAUGAUAAAUUCCCUUCUCGCACUCAUGUAUAUUGUUGUACAGAUGUCCAUUUCAGUUAUCCAUGUCCUUUCAGCAGCCGUUUGCCCUUGUACAAAUGUUUAAAGUAUGGCUUUUUCUAAUUUGAACUUUUUUUUUUUUUUUUUUUUUUAAGUCUCCUCGAUGGCGCUUUUUUUUGCUGCUAAACAAUGUUGCUUUGAGUACAUUUUUUGUUGCGAACCAAUAGAAUUGCCCUAUUUAAAAGUGGCAAUUAAAAAAAAAUCCCAGAUUAAUUCAUUAACAAUCUAGCAUGUGUACACAUCUGUAAAACAUAUACACAGUACUGUAAGCCUGGUUUAUUUUGCUCUGUUACCUGGAGCAAGUUACUGAGACUUUACAGAGGAUCUGAAAGAUUCUCCAUGUAGGAGGCUGCAAGUAGGAAAUACAUUAAGUGAAACCUAUUCUGCUUGGCUUAACACGGUGUUAGAAAACAGCAGAUUCCUUUCAGCAUAAACUCCUUUCUAGGACGCUGUGUUUCUUUAUUGCACAAGUAAAAGGAGAGACCCUUCAAUGCCAGAGUAGGCAACAGUAGUGCAUUGGUCUUGCAAUAUAUUGCUCUUUUCUGUAGCAUAUAAGGGGACUAGUCCUUAAUUUCAUGCUGUUAAAAAAGAAAUUUGUGUCAUUUUGUUCAUGUUACAGAAGAGGAAGCUUGUAUUAACACAGGUUACCAUUUAAUAUUGUACAGUUCAUUGUGGCUCUUGUUUCUGAUGUUGCAACCAAUUUUAAUUUUUUUUCAUUGUACAUAAAUAUACAUUAACUGUCUCUUUAAGAUGCUGCUGAAAAUUGUAGAGAAUGUAGCCAAAACAGUAAUAAACAAUGAAAGUUGAAAUUUCAAA